AUGACAUUAAAUGCAACUUUAUUACCAACAGCUUUUGCUGGACCACCAAAUCCAAUGUUUGAUUUAAAUUUGUAUCCUAUAAUGAUAUUUUCUGCUUCAUCAGCAACGAAUAUCAUAUUUUCGCUAUUAUGCUUAAAUCGAUAUCGUCAACAGGAUGAGAGACAAACAAGAUUUAAUUAUAUAUUUCAUUAUGCAUUAUUAUUUUCGUUUAUGAGUGCUGCAAUUUUUAACAGUGGUUUUAUAUUUGGUUAUUAUUUAUUGUGGUUUAAUUAUUCCAUUGCCUACUGUCGAAUGUAUACUUUGAAUAAUUAUGCUAUCUAUAUGGGAAUACCUACAUCUCUGUUUGUAUUUAUUCCUCAAUGUUCAGUUUAUGUACCAUGUGCACCAUGUUUUUUUGUUUAUCAACAUGUUGUUCUAGCUUGGUUUGCUUAUUCAUUCUUUUUGCCAAUGCUAACAAUGAUUUUGUUUACAUGUCUAUUAUUUUAUCGUUUAUAUUCAAAACGAAAACAUUUUUCAACUGGAUGGUCAACAAUGAACAAGAUUUGUUCACAAAUGUUAAUAUAUAUUCUUUGGUAUAUAUUAGCAUAUUGGCCAUUUCAAAUAUAUCGCCUGUUAAUUUCUUAUAAUUCGGCAAGAUUUAAUUCACAAAUGUUGAAUAAUAUAUUAGUUAUGUUGAGUAUGUGUGGAAUACAAACAUUACCGUUGUUAAUAUACAUUUUAUACAUGCCAAAUAAAUCGACGACACGAUCAUUACCAUCAACAUCAGCACAUGUAAGUGCUUUACAGCUACAGCAACAAAGAAACAGAGCUACUACAUCAAAUUAGCUUUGGUCGACUUUUAAAUAUUCAUCAUGUCAUCGGAAAUGUGUUAUUAUAAUAUUAAUUCAAGAAAGAAACAAUUGUAACCGAACUCGCUUGCUGCUUAAAACUAUUUUUUUUCCGAAUGUCUUUGUUCUUUGUUUAGCUUCUUUUAUUUAUGAAUGGAUUUAAAUAAACAAAAAACAAAGAGUGUCCCCAAAACAAUAUUCCUAGAGAUCGGUUUUGUACUUCGAUAAUAGCUGCUCCUGAUAUUCGUUAGCUAACUGUAAGACAGAUUAUCCUCUACGAUUGUCACAGGAGAAGAAACGGGUGUUGUUUCCUGGUGAAAUCCGUUCGCUGUUGAUUUCUCUGAUUUUACCCCAAGAAUAUAGAAUUUCGAUGUAAGAAGUUUCUUCUCGUUUGAAAUAGCCCAUAACUCAUCACACUAGACUGAAAUAUGUUCAAAUCUAAGCUUUAUUUAUACCUGAUAAAUCAAUCAGUAUUCAAAUAUUUGUUUAUAUUUAGAUCCUUUCUCAAGUGGACUAAUAUAUCAUUUGCAAUCUUCGUUUCUACUCCAUUCAACGAUAUAUCAGACUUGUGAAAGAAGCAAAAAGUUGACUAUUUUAAAAUGAAAAUGAUGCAUAUACUAUUUUACACUAUAUGGAGCAUGAUUUAAUAUAAUACAUAACACCAAAUGAAUAGCAUAGACCAGAUUGGAAGAACUUGUAUGCUAUUAGGUCAAGAUGACAGCGUUAAUUGAGAUAAAACAAAUCAAAAGUAUUGAGCAUUCAAGCUUUUGCUCAUUGGUGUCCGCUGUCAGAACUAUUCCAGUAUUGUAUGACUAUUCAUUUUGUUCAUUUAAACAUUUAUCCUUGAGCAUCUCAGUUUCCACUAAAAUUACUAGCGCUUUCUAAAAGAGUGCUAGAACGUUUUCAAAAAUGAUGUUUCUAAUAAGUGGAAGACGUUUACGAACAUCAGUAGAAAAAACCGGUCUAAAGCACAGUGGACAUUUCCUCAUAGAGCAGGCGGCAUUUUUUGCCGACAUAGUUUUUUUUGAAUCCAAAAGCACUUUUUUAUAGGUUUUCGCAUACGGUAUUUCC
Molecule: messenger RNA, 1898 nt
Organism: Didymodactylos carnosus
Lineage: Eukaryota; Metazoa; Rotifera; Eurotatoria; Philodinida; Philodinidae
Source: the annotation of a GenBank genome assembly